GGUAGAAGACCAAUGACGAGAAAUGGAAUAGAUCGCGAGAAUUUGAUUUUCCUGUUGAUCAAUGCCAGGGUUUUUGGCGAUGCAAUGCUGCGCGUCCCGGGGGUGAGUCUCGUCCCCAUCGCCGCGAUCCAGGGUGGGAAUUCGAGGCACAAAGCGCGAGAUUUCGCUGCGCGAUCCUCCUACCUGGGAAAUGAGAAUGGUGGUUCCGCGUCCUCAGAGGGUGGACGCGACGGAGUGACGAGGGUGAAGUUCGUGCUACAGAGACAAUGCAUGUUUGGCGAGCAUUUCAAAGUGAUUGGCGGCCAUCCAGCGCUGGGGGAGUGGGAUCCCAGGGCAGCGAUACCUCUAGAGUGGUCUGAUGGUCACAAUUGGACGACAGAACUAGACGUGCCACAGGGGAGCGUCUUCGAGUAUAAGUUCGUAUUGCAAUGUCAGAAUGGAUGGAUUCACUGGCAGCCCGGCCCCAACCGCGUCUUCUCGACGCCGGAAAAGAAGCCGUCGCUGGUUGUCUCCCAGACUUGGGAUUUUGAUGCCAAGGGUAUGGAAGACGGCGACGCCACUGAAGCUCGAGAGGAAAGUUUAUCAGGUGCUGAAGAAGCUCGUGGAAAGAGCAUGCUAGAAACUGAAGCUCCACAGGAAACCAUGGCAGAUACAGAAGCUCGUGGAAAGAGCAUGCUAGAAACUGAAGCUCCACAGGAAACCAUGGCAGAUACAGAAGCUCGUGGAAAGAGCAUGCUAGAAACUGAAGCUCCACAGGAAACCAUGCCAGAUACAGAAGCUCGUGGAAAGAGCAUGCUAGAAACUGAAGCUCCACAGGAAACCAUGCCAGAUACAGAAGCUCGUGGAAAGAGCAUGCUAGAAACUGAAGCUCCACAGGAAACCAUGCCAGAUACAGAAGCUCGAGAGGAAGGCACGGCCUUGGCUAGCGAGGGUGGAGAUCAAGCAGCCAUUUCUUCCCUGGAAUCAAGACAGCUUGGUGAGCAAGCAGGAUCAGACAGUGAACAAGAAGAACAAGAAGAACAAGAACAAGCUUUUGAGGCCUGCAUCGAACUCCCUGAUACUCUUCCCAAUUUCGACAGCGCGAAAGUAUGUUGCUUCUUUCUUUUCCUUUGCUUUUGGUGGCAUGAGCUUUGCAUUCCAGGAGAGGGAUGUGAUCGAGGUGCAAGUUUCAGAGGUUCGUGUGGAGCCUCAGCUCCAGCCUACAAAACUCACCGUGUGGCAGAAGGAUCGUACCUGGUUUUCAAAAGUGCUUUCAUUCGUUUUUAAAAGAUGACAAGGUCUCGUGGUUUACUUCUGUGUUUGCGAGAUCGUUAUUCGCAUGAAGUCGAUGAGCGCACAGAGGCGGCCAAAGAAUUUAGUGUCGAAUGCCGCAUAGGAGUGUAAUAUCUUAACUCAUCUUCGCAGA
Messenger RNA from Selaginella moellendorffii, 1405 nucleotides. Its product is annotated as acidic repeat-containing protein. Gene Ontology annotation, cellular component: membrane. The transcript is spliced from 5 exons. Gene Ontology annotation, molecular function: starch binding. The record is from RefSeq and is a predicted model, not a curated record. The coding region runs from base 13 to 1266 and encodes 417 amino acids. NCBI's taxonomy places the organism in Eukaryota, Viridiplantae, Streptophyta, Lycopodiopsida, Selaginellales, Selaginellaceae.